AUGAAUUAAUAUGAUUAAGACUUCAAAUGUUCAUCAACUAGAAGUUCAUAAAAGGAAUUAAGUGAAAAUUGGUUUCGUACACCUAAAGCUACACAACGUACCAUUACACUUUAAUAUGAUAAUAAGAUAUAAAGUAAAAAAUUAAUAGAAAAUAAUAAAUCAAUAACUUAACCUUGUAAAUCAUUUAGAGAAAGUUUCUAAAAAAUAUUAUCUAAAAUAGGUAGCUUUGUGACUUCAACAAGUGAUUUCUAAUCUCCUAUGCAAUAAAUAUAUGACCAUUAAGUUUGAGAAUUGAAAACUAUACAUAUGUAAAAUCUAAAUUUUUCUUUGUAAGUAAUUUAUACUACAAUCUUUAGUCAGAAAUUAUUAAUCUUAAAUAACAAAUUCAAAUCUAGACAGAUUAAAUUAAACAAAAAGAUAUGAUGAUUAAAAAAAUAAACUUUACAGUCUAAUAAAUAACAUCAGAUAAUUAAUGA
Molecule: messenger RNA, 476 nt
Organism: Paramecium sonneborni
Lineage: Eukaryota; Ciliophora; Oligohymenophorea; Peniculida; Parameciidae
Source: the annotation of a GenBank genome assembly